AUGGAUGAUGGACAGGAUCCGCAGAAACGGGUAUGUACCCGCGCCGGCCGACAUCGUAUCGAGAUGGUCUCCGAUGGAAAGAAGGUGGCCUAUGGAGAGAGACGACCAAGGCUACUUGUUAUACCCUUGGCUGGUUCUGCAAAUCUUCAUUCAACACCGUUCCAGAUCCACCAGGUCUGUAUCGGGCACCCAGUGCUCUUUCGCCUUGCAGCAAGCGACGACACACUUCGAAAUGCAUUCAACCCGCAAGCAUAUCAGGAAGCAUUGACCAGCAUACUCACGCGUCGGAGAGUGCCCUUUUCGGCUAUUGAAUGGGACAAGUUUAAACAACUCGCUCUCGCUUGUAACCCAUACAUCAAAGACUCCCUCAUUACCUCACGGCGUACGAUGGUCCGAUAUAUUGCAGCAAACUAUGAUUUUUACAGCAGCGAGAUCAAGUCCGAUUCAUAUCUCAACAGACCUCUGGACAUCACCGCAUAG
Fusarium poae is the source of this 480-nucleotide messenger RNA. RefSeq lists its product as uncharacterized. The record is from RefSeq and is a predicted model, not a curated record. The transcript has a single exon. Lineage: Eukaryota; Fungi; Ascomycota; Sordariomycetes; Hypocreales; Nectriaceae. Bases 1 to 480 code for a protein of 159 amino acids.